AUUCACAGGUCUGUCUGCCAUCACAACCAGGAAGAAGUUUGUUCGGAAAUAGCAAUACCUGGUACAUCGGGUCAUACUCGGGACAUUUUUUUCUUGCUUUUAAAUCAGCUUCUCCUGUCCAGCAAUAGCAAGGGGGUCUGCUGAACGAAACUCAAGUUAAACCAGAACGAUGUGUUGCAAGGCGUUCUACAGGUUAUUUCCCAAGCGGUACUUCCUAGCAUUGCUGGGAUUCACCCUGCUGUGCCUUGGCUUUGGAAUGAGGACAGUCUUCAACUUGACAAUAGUCCACUUAGUCACUACCAAUGUCACUGACGGCAAUUGUCCCAAUAUGACUGGAGACUGGUGUAAGCUUCCGGCCGACCAGAUCAUCGUAUGGGACUCGGCGACCACCGGUAACGUGCUGUCCGCAUAUUACUACGGUUACGUCAUCACACAGAUUCCGGGGGGACUCUUGGCACAGCGAUACGCCGCGUACAAAGUAUUCGGUGGCUCAUUAUUUAUCUCGUUCCUGCUGUUCCUGAUUAUUCCCUUUACCAUGCACAUCCAUUGGUCCAUCCCAUUCACAGUCAGGGUGGUGCAAGGACUAGUCGAGGGAGCCACUAUGCCAGCCAUCAAUGGAGUCCUUGCGCAUUGGGCAAGGAGCAGCGAGAAGAGCCGCAUCCUUACAACGAUGACGUCAGGGGCAUAUCUUAGCGCUGCUGUCGGGCUUGGCCUGACCGGUGUCGUAACAUGCAGCACUGGCGACUGGAGGAAUAUAUUCUUCAUAUUCACUGGGGCAGGUGUGUUUGUCUGCAUUGUCUGGUUUAUCACCAUCAGAGAGAGUCCCACCAACGAUCCGGUCAUUGGAACCAUAGAGAAGACAAACUUCAUGAAGAGUAUCACAGGCAAGGCAAAGUCAGCUGGCGCAAAUCAGGCCCUAUCAACGCCAUGGAAGGCCAUCUUCACCAGUCCUCCAAUAUGGGCGAUAUUCGUAGCCAGUUUCUGCAGGUGCUGGAUUCUCUAUCUUCUCAUCACCGAACAACCACAGUACUUCAGAGACGCUUUUUGUUUGAAUCUGGAUACGCUCGGAGGUUUGUCCGCUCUCCCUCACAUCUGUAUGACUAUCGUGGUGCUCUUCGGUGGGAUUCUCGCAGAUACCCUAAUGAAGAAGAAGAUUCUGAGUCGGACCGCCACAAGGAAGAUAUUCAAUUGUGGUGGUUUUGGAAUAGAAGCCUGCUGCCUUCUCGGACUAAGUUUUAUUGGUACCAGCCAACAGUGGUCAGCUUUAGCCGUGUUGACAGUCGGAGUUGCUUUUAGUGGCUUCGCUAUCUCAGGUUACCAAGUUAAUCCGCAUGAUCUCGCUCCGGAAAGGGCGGGCCUGAUCGCUGGUAUCGUAAAAAUCGGCGGUAUCGCCGGAAUCAUCAUGCCUAACGUUGUCCAGUUAAUGACGAAAGGCCACACAAUACAAGAGUGGGCAAUUGUGUUCCAAAUGUCAGCAGGGAUCCAUCUUGGUGGGGUCCUCUUCUACGCCAUAUUCGCCUCUGGGAAGCGGCAGCCCUGGUCGGACACGCCGGAGCAUAAGACGCUAGUCAGCCAACCGGCAGAGGGAGGCCCCGAACAGAUCGCUGGUGAAAUAGACGCUUGGGGUGAUGACGAUGAGUCAACGUCCAUCCUGAAUGAUGGGUACAGGACGUCUGACACUCAGUGGUACAGUUCUAUCACGCAUUACUAGGCGUUGGAUGAUUUUUACUGGUUUCCGUCACAUUGCAGUUGAAAUCGUCUUCGAAAAUGGAGACCGCACGGCCUUGGUCUCUCAACAACGGAAUGCUGGAAUUGAUGUUCCACAAAUAGUAGGCAUGUUUUUGUACCGAUGGACGUAAUACUAUUAGGGAGUUUUAUAGUAAAUUAUCGAAAUUUGAGCAGACAAUGUCAUGAUAAAGUCGACAGCCGAUCGUACUUUUUCCCUUGAUAAUGUGUUCAGAACUUUUUUCCCUGAUACCGUGUUUAGAAGUAUGCCGUGUUCAGAAAUAUGCCGUACUCAACGUUUAUAAUAGAGAGGUUAAGAUUUUCGAUCCGAGAACGGGAACGAGGUGGUAUUUUGACGAUAGAUGUCGUAUUGCCUAUUGUCAGAAAUGAAAUGAAACAGUGUGUUUAUAAUGCCUGGUAUGCCUAAAAACAAUGAUGCAAAACAAUCAGUUUGACUUGAUGACGUCAACCAGAGAAAAAACCCACCUUGUUCUCUUUCUCGUUCUCGGAUCGAAAUCUUAACCUCUCUAUCGAUUCCCUCGGCCGUAGUAUUACGGGAUUCUAGACUUAAGCACUGUUCUCGAUUGAUAUAAUCUUUCAGUGGAAUAGAACAAUAAACUCUUUGGAACUUACCUUGGUAGAUUCUUAUAAUUAAGGGGAAAACAUUUUGAAGCUUUGACAACUAAUAACAUCCUUAUAGGCGAACUUGUGUCUUUAUGAUGUAAUUUAUACGUGUAUAUAAAUACAAUGUCAUUAGCUUGCUGUGAUGUCAUGUGAUGCGAAGUUUGAAAACCACUCUAUUGUACAUUUUACGAAAAAAAGCUUAAAAUGGCUACGAAAAGUUGAUGUCAGUAUUUUGCUUCGAUUGACUCGUCGUUGGUUUUGCUUUGUCUGAAUGAUAUUUUCAGAUAAUUCAGACUUUUAAGGUUUGAGACAAACUAGGAAAUUACUAGUUUGAGUCAUUUUGUGUUUUAAAAAAUUACCUCUGGAACAUUCUGCUGAUUUCAUAUAUUGCAUAAUGUACAUAUAUUCGUUAUAAUUGUACCUUGAAGGUAAACAUAGUCAUUACGUGAAGUAAAAAGUAAUUCAUUAUGUACCAUAUUGAUAAAAUACAGAUU
This is a messenger RNA of Lineus longissimus, 2843 nucleotides long. RefSeq names its product vesicular glutamate transporter 2-like. The record is from RefSeq and is a predicted model, not a curated record. Gene Ontology annotation, cellular component: excitatory synapse; synaptic vesicle membrane. Lineage: Eukaryota; Metazoa; Nemertea; Pilidiophora; Heteronemertea; Lineidae. Bases 170 to 1711 code for a protein of 513 amino acids. Gene Ontology annotation, biological process: synaptic transmission, glutamatergic; regulation of synapse structure or activity; transmembrane transport. The transcript is spliced from 12 exons. Gene Ontology annotation, molecular function: neurotransmitter transmembrane transporter activity; L-glutamate transmembrane transporter activity.